Messenger RNA from Aspergillus calidoustus, 447 nucleotides. The record is from the annotation of a GenBank genome assembly. NCBI's taxonomy places the organism in Eukaryota, Fungi, Ascomycota, Eurotiomycetes, Eurotiales, Aspergillaceae.
AUGUCUACUACCACAACAGCCACCGGAUCAGCUGCCUCUGCAUCAUCGACCUGCCAUGCCAAACUCUAUGACAUCCCUACCACGGAUGCCGCAUGCGCCAUGCCCAACAGUAACAGCACCUACCUCGAUCUUAUGACCACCUGCUGCGGCUCGGCCCCAGUCAUCUCCUACUCAAACUGCGACCACUACUGUCUCGCCCAAGAUCAAACUGGCUCCGAAGCAGGCCAGGCCUGGUGCAACACCAAUGCGAAUGCCACUGCUACUGUCACUGUGGCGACAAGCGUGAUUGCGGUGUCCAGUGCGACUUCGACUUCAACUGCGACUACGACUGAGGAUUUGCAGGCAGAUUCCACCGAGACGAACGGGGCAGUGGCAGCUGUGGAUCUCAAGUCUGCUGGUUUCAUGGCGUUUCUGGCACUUGGGGGUUUGGCCCAGCUGUUCAUCUAG